Molecule: messenger RNA, 1248 nt
Organism: Aspergillus pseudoviridinutans
Lineage: Eukaryota; Fungi; Ascomycota; Eurotiomycetes; Eurotiales; Aspergillaceae
Exons: 5
Coding region: 1-1248 (415 amino acids)
Molecular function (GO): O-methyltransferase activity
Source: RefSeq, a predicted model, not a curated record
AUGACAAUCACCCUCAAUCCUCUUGCGAGAGUGAAAGCUCUAUCGUCCCUCAUCUCGCAAAAGGCACCUCGCACAGUUCAGGAUGUUCUACAGUCUGGCUCUGUUACCCUGCCGGAUAAAGAACAAAGUCAGAUUCGGGAGGUCAUUGAUGCAUGCCAAGAGUUGACAGCUCUGUUGACGGAACCACAUGAAUGGAUUGCAAAUGUUGCAUGGGGAUAUGUUGACAGCGUCGCUCUCUCACUUGUUCUGGAAAUGAAAAUCCAUCAUCAUGUCCCCCAAGCCCCCGGGGCGAUUUCACUCUCACAGCUGACUGAGAGGACCGGCGGCUCUAUGGAUCUGAUCAAAAGGGUAAUGCGGCAAUGUGUGAAGCGAUUCAUUUUUGAUGAAGUCGAAUCACAUCUAUACUGUCAUAAUACUCGCUCAAUACGCCUUUUGGAUAUUGAGUUCUCAUCACUUAUUGAUUACCUGACUGACGACGGGUUUGUAACCGGAGCUCAUCUCUCACGAAGUCUCUCGCAAUCCAACUUUCAGAUACCAGAUAAUCAUCGCCAGGCAGCAUUCCAGCUGACCUUUAACACUGACAAGACCUUGUACGAGUACUAUGACUCUGUGGAUCUGAAACGAGGAAAUCGUUUCGCGACCGCCAUGGCUGGACACUACAACACUCCUCUCGACGAUCCCAUUGAGAGCAUCUACCCCUUCUACACCUUGAAACCAGAUGCACAGAUAGUGGAUAUCGGAGGCGGCAAAGGACAGCAAUCGAUCCGACUGGGAAGAAAGUAUGCCCACAUGUCCUUCAUAGUACAAGACCUCGGCAGCGUUGUUGAAAGCGCCCAGACCACUGUUGAUAUACCCGAAACAGUCAGAGGACGAAUCCAAUGGCAGGCACAUAACGUGUAUUCUCCGCAACCGCUUCACGGCGCCGACGUCUAUUUAUUGAGCCAUGUCAUGAUGGAUCACCCGUCCAGUGCCUGUGCCACUAUUCUUCAGCACAUCGUCAAGGCGAUGAAACCUGGCCAUUCAAGGAUUCUUAUCCACGAUUUUCUUGAUCCUGAGAAGGAAGAAUAUGUGUCUCGAUUUCUGAACGAGCUGGACUUCCACAUGAUAGCAAGCCUGAAUUGCUUCUCAAAAUCCCUCAAAGGCUGGUUAGCAGUGUUUCGCAAUGCAGACCCAGCACUCCAGUUGAAGAGAGUGUUUAAAGGGUCAAAGAAUGCAGCCGUAUUUGAGCUAAUUUUGGAAGAUGAUUGA